Kwoniella botswanensis is the source of this 2010-nucleotide messenger RNA. RefSeq lists its product as uncharacterized. The transcript is spliced from 4 exons. NCBI's taxonomy places the organism in Eukaryota, Fungi, Basidiomycota, Tremellomycetes, Tremellales, Cryptococcaceae. The record is from RefSeq and is a predicted model, not a curated record. Gene Ontology annotation, molecular function: DNA binding. Bases 1 to 2010 code for a protein of 669 amino acids.
AUGACCAGCACCUUGCAGACACUGCUACAAACAGCAGACGAUAUUCUCAAGAUCUGCGACCAGACAGGUGACUCUCGUCCUCUUCGUGUCGGAGGCCUCCGGCCCCAACUGGCAGUGCCUCUUCGUCAAUUUCUCAUUCCGACCCAAUUAGAGGAGGCGCUACCUCAAGAGACCUCAGAACAGCUGUGGCAGGGACUGCAACGUUCGAUCAACAGCCGUCGCCAAGAGACUUUAGCGUUUUUCGAAUCUACAAUAUCAUCAUUCCGAUCUUUGGAAAGAUUUGGAGAGACCAAAGAUGUCGAGGUGGAAGCUCAGGUCUGCCAGAUUUUCGAACAUCAAUUUCGCUCGUAUGUGAAAGAAGCACAGGAGUUGGUUCUCCAGACGGUCGUGCAACAUCGAAGAAGAGAACAAACAGAAUUCUCCAAGAGAUCGACUUGUUUCAAUAUACAAACAAUAUCUGUGUUGGAAGCAGCCUAUUCUCGUACCAAGAUCCUGUCGACCGCUGAAACAGCGAUAAUAGCAGAAGCAGCUAGGAUAACACCUCAUCAAGUACGGACCUGGUUCCAGAACAAACGUAACCGAGGAUCAAAACGAAAUCCAUCUUCAUCAGCUAAUCGACCCAUCCAAUCCCUACCCAAACGAGCUCAACAGAUCAAAGUUGAAACCUUCCCUUUCUCCUCAUCACCUGCACCUGUCAAACGACAAGUCAGAGGAUUGCCCAAGAGAGCUCAAGCUCAAGUAUCUCACAAUGCACCAAAUUCGUCCAUUCUCGACUCAUCACUCGGCAACUUACCCUUCUCCGACGAAUCAUCCUCUAUCGGCAACGGUCAACCCUCAAGUGGAGAGCGGAUGAACCGAUCACCAUCCUUGACAUCGACUAUAUCCAAUUCAAGUGAAAUUCCAAAUGGCGGAUUCAUCUCUCCCUUCGAUGUUCAGAAUAUCCCCCAGAUAUCUAUCGAGUGGGGGACGGGUACGUUAAACGUCCCGGUAGAUGUUUUGGAAGGUGGUAAAUUACCUGUGUUCAAUUUUACUCCACCCUCCCCACUCAAUCUCAACUUCAAUCCGGUGUUCCACCCAAACUCUACCCCUAGCAAUAACAAUCAUAUGAACAGUAUGUCUGAUGGACAAGUGUACGAUACACCCACAACUACAGCAUCAUCGUUCAACCCAUUCGCUCCACAGCCAAAUCUCGACCUCGCAGGAGGACUAGAAUCGAUCGAAUCCCUUCUCUCGUCAGCUUUGUUAGACCCAUCCUCAUUCGAGCAAUUUUCCACUCUUGCUGCCUCGCCUCAGAUCUCACUUGAUUCACUCUCGCCUAGAUCAGAUACUCUGGAAUCUAUUCCAUCGAUCGUUUCUGCUUCCGGAUCAAAUAUCGGUAGUCCAUCUUGGUUAGCUGGAAAUGGAGAAGAAGGUUUAGAUGGAGGGUUCUUCGAAGCGUUAGAAGGAUUGUUAGCUUCUCAGAAUAAUGGUGAAGGAGGAUUAGGAAGUCCAUUCUCCGAAAGUGUAUAUGGUGAAAAUACUGAAAGGAAAGCUUCAACCUCAAGCCAAGUCAGUGGAAUCAUCUCAGCUGAAGAAGGUAUCGAUCUUUCUUAUAUCGCUGGUAUACCAUUACCUUUUUCUCCAACCAGAGGAUCAUUCGACUUGUCGGAAUCUGAUAAUAUCGCUGAACCGACAUUCUCUCAUGACAGACACACCUCAUUAAUCAACGAUAAUAUCUCAUCCUCAUUUACCGAAAAUGACUUCCUUACCCAACCUCCGUCCGGCAUGUGUACACCCUCAUCAACCACAUCUGUCUACCCUCUGAUCACUCCCACUACUGCAUCAGGAACAACUCAAGAACCAUCAGUGGAGGUAGACCAGAAUCAGUGGAACUGGAUGAGUGGGAUAUUGCCAUUUGAUGAGCUGGGUAUGGAAGUGGAGAUGAUGGAGUAUGGGAACGAUACGAAGGUUGAUGGAGAGCAGGGCUGGAUGAUGGGUUCAAACAACGAAGAGGGUAUGAUGACUUCGUAA